AUGGACAAACAUUUCUUGUUGCUCUUAGCCCUCUUCUGCUGCAUUGUGGCGGUGAUACCACUGACAUGCAUUACAUGCCACCUCCGCACACAGACAGAUCGCUGUAGAAGAGGCUUCGGUGUCUGUGUUGCUAAGAAGCAGGAGACGUGCAUGAUCUUAAAGAUCUUCCAGGAUAAGACCCUCCAGUUAUCCUACCUGGUGUGUCAGAAAUUCUGCAGAGACUUGACAUAUGUCCGCAACAAUCGAACUUAUGUUCAUACAUGCUGCAACUACGAUUACUGCAAUUUUAAAAGUCUAAAAUAUUUUUUCUCCUGA
Phacochoerus africanus (Common warthog) is the source of this 315-nucleotide messenger RNA. It is a transcript of the gene PATE3, whose product is annotated as prostate and testis expressed 3. Bases 1 to 315 code for a protein of 104 amino acids. The record is from RefSeq and is a predicted model, not a curated record. NCBI's taxonomy places the organism in Eukaryota, Metazoa, Chordata, Mammalia, Artiodactyla, Suidae. The transcript has 3 exons.